AUGGGAAGCAGUAGCGUUACAGGAGUAGAGAAGGAUCAGUGGAGUGGAAAAGUCACAGUGAUCCUUGAGGAUGGACAGCAUUAUGAUGGUGAUGUUCUUGCUGGGGCAGAUGGGAUAUGUAAUACUGUUGGUUCGGUCAAAACUAUUCGGGCAGGCCGAUGCAAACUAUUCGGACUGUACAUGCUACAAUGGCCCGGCAAACUUUUUCCUACCUUAUAUAUACACUACCAGCCGGUUGCACAAGCUACACUACGAAUUCUCCAAGAGGCAAAUCUUUCUCUUGCACGUUUGCAUACUUACAAUGAAAUGAUUUCUUUGACAUAUGCUCAACCCGUGGCUCCAACUGGAAUUUUGAAAUCUUCAAAUACUUCAGGAAAAAAGAAGAGGCAGCUAAAUUUGUUUGGAAAUUGGUGCAAGGAAGUGAUUGAACUAAUAUCAGAAACACCAGAGGAUACGAUCUUACGGAGGGACAUAUGCGAUAGAGACAUGAUCUACAACUGGGGGAUUGGAUGGGCAACUCUUCUAGGCAAUGCUGCUCAUGCAAUGCAGCCAAAUCUGGGCCAAGGAGGUUGUAUGGCAAUCGAGUCGAGACUUACGAAUCCAGAGGAUUGUUACCAACUUAUUCUUGAGCUCGAUAAGUUUGCCAAGGGUGGCUUAAAUUUUCAACAGUCUAAUGAAAUUGCCACUGCUCUUCGUAGGUGCGAGAAGAAAAGAAUGUUCCGAGUUAGUAAGGUGAUGCAGAUGCCAGGAUGGCAACAAAAGCGCUCACCCUCUACCAACCCUGCGUGA
Dovyalis caffra is the source of this 789-nucleotide messenger RNA. The record is from the annotation of a GenBank genome assembly. NCBI's taxonomy places the organism in Eukaryota, Viridiplantae, Streptophyta, Magnoliopsida, Malpighiales, Salicaceae.